AUGGGGCACGAAAACAAAGCCAAAAAAGCUCAUGUUCUAAUCUUUCCUUUCCCUGCCCAAGGUCACAUAAACCCUAUGCUCCAAUUCGCUAAACGCUUAGUCUCCAAAGGCGUCAAAGCCACUCUAGUCUCUACCGUCUUCCUCUCCAAGACCACGUUUUCCGACCCAACCAGCUCUAUUGAUAUCCAGACCAUAUCCGAUGGCUUUGAUGAAGGCGGGUAUAAUCAGGCUGGGAGCCCUGACGUCUACCUGCCAACUUUCUGGUCCGUAGGCUCUAAGAGUUUAGCAAGUUUAAUCAAGAAACUUGUUGAUGCUGGCCAUCCUAUUGAUGCCAUUGUCUAUGAUGCGUUUUUGGAUUUUGCACUUGAUGUUGCAAAGCAGUUUGGGAUAAGGACCGCUGCGUUUUUUACUCAAGCUUGUGCUGUCAACAGCGUGUAUUACCAUGUUAGCAAGGGACUUCUUCAGCUGCCAUUGCCGGGGCCUAAAGUUUCUCUCCCUGGAUUGCCUCCACUUGAAGUUUCCGAGUUACCAUCUUUUGUUUGCCAUCAUGGAUCGUAUCCGGCUUGGUUUGAUGUGGUUGUGAAUCAUCAGUUUUCCAAUAUUGACGAAGCUGAUUGGGUGUUUCUUAACAUUUUCUACGACUUGGAGAAAGAGGCCGUGGAUUGGAUGUCACAAUUCUGGAAUGUGAUGACCAUAGGACCAACUAUUCCGUCUAUGUACUUGGACAGAAGACUCGAAAAUGACAAACACUAUGGCAUGCAUCUCUUCAAGCCAAAGACCGGCACUUGUAUGAAUUGGCUAAGUGGGAAGCCAAAAAGUUCAGUCGUUUACGUGUCAUUUGGAAGCAUGGCAGAACUAGAUGUUGUGCAAAUGGCAGAGCUAGCUUGGGGAUUGAAAGGGAGCAAUUGCUACUUCAUGUGGGUUGUGAGGGAGUCGGAGCAGGCCAAGCUGCCAAAAAAUUUCAUAGAGGAGACGGCGGAGAAGGGUUUGGUGGUGAGUUGGUGCCCUCAGUUGGAGGUGCUGUCUCAUGAGUCGAUAGGUUGCUUUCUUACCCAUUGCGGCUUUAAUUCGGUUCUUGAAGCAUUGAGUCUUGGAGUUCCACUGCUGGCAAUGCCUCAAUGGACGGACCAAGGCACUAAUGCCAAGUAUGUAGAGGAUGUGUGGGAAAUCGGAAUGAGAGCUCGCUCUGAUGAAGAGAAUGGUUUAGUGACGAGAGAGAUUGUUAAGCAUUGCAUAAAGGAAUCAACGGAAGGAGAAAAGGGCAAAGAGGCUAGGAAGAAUGCAAGCAAGUGGAAGAAUUUGGCUAGAAAGGCAGUUGAUGAAGGUGGAAGUUCAGAUAAAAAUAUCGAUGAAUUUGUAACUAAACUACUCGGUGACUAG
Messenger RNA from Theobroma umbraticum, 1380 nucleotides. Lineage: Eukaryota; Viridiplantae; Streptophyta; Magnoliopsida; Malvales; Malvaceae. The record is from RefSeq and is a predicted model, not a curated record.